This is a messenger RNA of Ctenopharyngodon idella (grass carp), 1471 nucleotides long. Its product is annotated as olfactory receptor 52K1-like. The record is from RefSeq and is a predicted model, not a curated record. Bases 37 to 990 code for a protein of 317 amino acids. Gene Ontology annotation, molecular function: G protein-coupled receptor activity; olfactory receptor activity. Gene Ontology annotation, biological process: G protein-coupled receptor signaling pathway. Gene Ontology annotation, cellular component: membrane. Lineage: Eukaryota; Metazoa; Chordata; Actinopteri; Cypriniformes; Xenocyprididae. The transcript has a single exon.
UUUAAACGGACACUGUGUGUAAAAGGAAUUUUCAGCAUGAAGGACCUUCCUGCACAAAAUAUCUCAUUCACAGACUUCAAAUUAAAUGGUUUCUACAGCCUAGGAGAAUGGAGGCCUUUUUUAUUUAUUCCUUUCUUUCUUAUGUUUUUAUUGUCUAUCACAGCAAAUUCUAUUCUAAUAUAUUUAAUAAAAUCUCAAAAAUCUCUACAUUCUCCAAUGUAUGUACUAAUAGGUGUUAUGGCAGUUGUAGACUUGAUCUUGCCAAUAAUUUUUGUACCUAACAUGCUUUUUAGCUUUUUAUUUAAUUGGAGUGGGAUAUCUCUAACAGGUUGUUUGAUACAAAUGUUUGGCAUUCAUUUUGUUGGAACAUUUCAAAAUACUUUGCUUUUGUGGAUGGCAGUGGACCGUUACUUUGCAAUAUGCAAACCUCUUAAUUAUCACAAAUACAUGGAAAUCCCUAACUUUCUUAAGUUUGUUGUUGUGCCAGUAAUAAGAAACGGAUUCCUGAUAGUCACUAUGGUCUCUCUGGCUGGAAAACUGUCAUUUUGUGUAACAAAUGUUAUUGAUCACUGUUUUUGUGAGCACAUGGCAUUGGUUCAGUUAGCAUGUGGAGAUAUAUCUGUUAAUAAUAUUAUAGGACUUGUGUCUGCUUUCCUUAUACCAACUGCAGAUUUUUUGCUCAUUACUCUUUCCUAUGUUGUAAUUUUCACCUCUGUGUUGAAAUCUGGAAAAGCUCACAUGAAGGCCUUAAACACCUGCAUCACUCACUUAAUUGUCUUAACAUUUAGUUUGACUUCUGCACUGACUGCAUUUUUGUCAUACAGAAUAAGGAAUAACAUUUCCUCCAGUAACCGUGUAUUCAUAAGUAUUGUAUACUUAUUUUUUACGUGUUGUUUUCACCCAAUAAUUUAUGGAUGGAGAACUAAAGAAAUAAGACAAACAUUUAUAAAAUUUUUAAAUAAUGCAAAGGUCUUUCCUUUAAAAAUAUGAAUUACUUUUAUGGAUAAAUGGGUAAAAGAACAUGACGAUACAUUAAAGAUGUGACCUUAGCACAAGGAGCUAUUGUUCUGAAGAAUCAAAAAAUGCCUAUUGCUUGGCAGACAUCACUGAAGGUGUCCUGAAAUAUCAUUCCUGCUCUUGGUUCUGUAAACAAAGCAAAAACAAAAUGACUACUGCUUUUAAUGUGUUAUGAACAAAAUAUGGUCAUAUUGUCAUUACUGAUUAAUAGAUCAAGACUGAUGUAAACAUUAUUUUUCAAUCUAUACUCCACAACCCAUUUUAAAAAAAAUAAAUAAAUAAAUAAAUUAUGAUAACUUUGCAAAAAGAAAAAAGUAAAAAAGUCACAUUGAUGCUUGCUAUGACACUGGAAAUUUAGUCUAGGUGCAUCCCAUUUAUCUGGAUCAUCUUUGAGAUGUUUCUACACUUGUCUACAAUGUUGUCCACCCAUAAAAACUGCACAGUUUUUUUUGAC